Messenger RNA from Arachis ipaensis, 1150 nucleotides. RefSeq names its product adenylate kinase 4. Lineage: Eukaryota; Viridiplantae; Streptophyta; Magnoliopsida; Fabales; Fabaceae. Gene Ontology annotation, biological process: nucleobase-containing compound metabolic process. The record is from RefSeq and is a predicted model, not a curated record. Gene Ontology annotation, molecular function: ATP binding; AMP kinase activity.
AACCUACCAAUACGGUAAGACCGCGCUCCAGAAUUUUCAGCUUUGGAAGCUCCGAAUCUCAAAACUUUGCAACUUGGAUUGUGGCACAGCAACCAAAGCCAAGCCAGGCGCUGUCCCUAACAACCAAAGCGCCAUUAACCACCAUAUCAACGGCAACAACAAGAAGAAAAAGAAGCGGUUUUUUUGUUGCAGUGGAGAGAGAGAGAGAGAGAGAGAAAUGGGGAGCAGUAGUGCAGCACCGAACUUGGAAGAUGUUCCCUCCAUGGAUCUCAUGACGGAGCUCCUCCGUCGUUUCAAGUGUUCCGCUAAGCCUGAUAAGCGUCUCAUUCUAAUUGGCCCACCUGGUUCUGGGAAAGGAACGCAGUCACCAAUUAUAAAGGAUGAGUACUGCUUAUGCCACUUAGCCACGGGUGACAUGUUAAGAGCUGCUGUUGCGGCUAAAACUCCUCUUGGUAUCAAAGCUAAAGAAGCAAUGGAAAAGGGAGAGUUGGUUUCAGAUGACUUAGUUGUUGGCAUUAUAGAUGAGGCUAUGAAAAAACCAUCAUGUCAAAAAGGUUUUAUUCUUGAUGGUUUUCCAAGAACAGUUGUCCAAGCACAAAAGCUUGAUCAAAUGCUGGAAAAACAAGGACUAAAAGUUGACAAGGUGCUCAAUUUUGCCAUUGAUGAUUCUAUCCUUGAGGAGAGGAUAACUGGCCGCUGGAUACACCCAUCUAGUGGCAGAAGCUACCAUACAAAAUUUGCUCCUCCUAAAGUUUCGGGGGUUGAUGAUGUGACUGGCGAACCUCUUAUCCAGCGUAAGGAUGACACUGCAGCAGUCCUUAAGUCAAGGCUGGAUGCAUUUCAUAAGCAAACUGAACCAGUGAUUGAUUAUUAUACAAAGAAAGGGAUCGUCGCCAAUCUUCAUGCUGAGAAACCUCCCAAAGAAGUUACAGUUGAAGUCGAGAAGGUGUUAUCUUCAUAGAAUUAUCGAACUUUUUUUUUUCAAUAUAGACAUUGAAAACUCCAUUUGCCAAUUUGUAUUUUAGUAUGUUCUAAAUCAGACCGUUCAGCUUUGCUGCAAAUGCCGGCUUUUUCUCAAACUCAAAUUUGAUGAGUAACUUUGGUGAAAUAAGAGUUGAGUUUGAAAUUUUACUAUUUGUUUGUGCGUUAA